CUCUCGAAGCAAAAUUUGAGCAUUGCGCCUCGACGGAUUUACCCUCUCUUGUAGUACGGCAAGAGUUAAAAAAAUUAAAUCGUUCUUCUAGCUCUCGAAGCAAAAUUGAGCAUUGCGCCUCGACGGAUUUACCCUCUCUUGUAGAUUGUCAAGAUUAUGCGUUGAUAGUAUUUCAACAAAUUAAGGUUUUCUCGACGUGGUUUGUGCCAUCUUUGAUGUCACUUGCUGCAAGGGGGUUCUUGGUCUCUAACUUAAAUGAGACACGAGUGUGGGUACGACAUCCUUCUCAAGUUUCGUACC
Scutellospora calospora is the source of this 300-nucleotide messenger RNA. Lineage: Eukaryota; Fungi; Glomeromycota; Glomeromycetes; Diversisporales; Gigasporaceae. The record is from the annotation of a GenBank genome assembly.